AUGUUUUUCAUUUUUCGUUCGAAUUUUCUGAGACAGAGUGAUGGACGUUUUCAAGCAGAUGUGAUUGUUAUUCCCAUUUCAAGUGUUCUUGGACUUUCAGUUCCUUGUGCCGAACUGCAACAUCACUGGCGAUAUAUUUCUGUUAGAAAUUUUAAUACGAAAGCUUUUGUAAACCUCAAAAGUCGAGAAGAUUUACACAGCAACGAGUAA
Molecule: messenger RNA, 210 nt
Organism: Clunio marinus
Lineage: Eukaryota; Metazoa; Arthropoda; Insecta; Diptera; Chironomidae
Source: the annotation of a GenBank genome assembly